Nymphaea colorata (pocket water lily) is the source of this 1484-nucleotide messenger RNA. Its product is annotated as protein LPA3. The coding region runs from base 111 to 1085 and encodes 324 amino acids. The transcript is spliced from 10 exons. Lineage: Eukaryota; Viridiplantae; Streptophyta; Magnoliopsida; Nymphaeales; Nymphaeaceae. The record is from RefSeq and is a predicted model, not a curated record.
UAUGCCUGUCUCAUACGAUAUGAGUUCUAGUGGAGGAUAAUUGGAGGGAGGAAACUAAACCCAACCAACAACGGUAAGGCUUAAGUCCCCUAGUUUCCCAACCAGCUCCCAUGGCUUCCGCUGGGAUUCGUGCUUCACUCCCUCCAACCUUGACUCACGCUUACCAUCAGAAGCUACAAUCAAAUUAUCAACCUUGGAAGGCAACACGAUUUUACCUGGCUUGUCGAAAACAAAGUUCUGUCGGAGCUAGUGGUGUCAAGGUGCCCAAGAUGUACUCUCUUUCAUUGCAAGCCUUUUCAAGAGAAGGUGGAAGUGUUGUGCAUGAUGUCCAGUUUCCUGCGGACUACACUGAGCUUCUCAAACAAGCAACAGUAGCAACUGAACUUGCCCUGAAAGAUGACAAACAGUUGUUGGAAAUUGAAAUUCCAACUGCCGGACUUGCAUCUGUGCCAGGAGACGCUGAGGGAGGGAUAGAAAUGACAGAAAGCAUGCAGCUGAUUCAUGAGUACUGUAAACGUUUUGUGCCUUCAGAAAAAGUAACAAAGACUAGAAUAUUCCUUCCAGAGGCCAAUGAAGUUGUAUUUGCCAAAAAAACUGUUUUUCAAGGUUCAUUGUUCAAGCUAGACUAUCUUACAAAGCCAUCGCUGUUCGAAGAUUUUGGUUUUGGCUCAAAGAUCAAAAUGGCAGAUCGUGUUAAACCUGAGGACCAGAUAUUUUUGGUUGCAUAUCCUUACUUCAAUGUCAAUGAAAUGCUUGUUGUUGAAGAGCUUUACGAAGAAGCAGUCAGGAAUACUGAACGUAAGCUGAUUAUAUUCAAUGGAGAACUUGACCGUAUUAGGACAGGCUAUUACCCACCUUUCUUCUAUCCAAAGCUUGCAAAACUUUCCAAGACAUUCCUCCCUAAGCUGGAGUCUGUUUACUACAUUCACAAUUUUAAAGGCCAAAGAGGAGGAACACUGUUCAGAUGCUAUCCUGGACCCUGGAAGGUUCUGAGGAAAGUAAAUGGUAAGUAUGUGACUUUACAUACGCAGGUGUCAAUGCCUACUCUUAAGGAAGUUGCUUUGGACAUUCUUCCUUCAGCUUAAGAUGUGAAAGGUCUUAUUAUUUGUUGCACCAAGAACCUUCUGCUGUUUUCAUGUGGAUAAUGGAAUUGUACUGAAUCUCUUCCAGUGAUUGCCUCAGUUCAGUAGUUACACUCUGGCAUUUUUUUUCAACUCCCAGUUGGCCAAUUUUGGUUUACAAUGGAAGAUUGUUAACUUGAAAAAUAAUGCAUGUUGUAAAAGGAAUGCAGUUGAAAUUUUUUAUUUGCAUUGGUGAAUGUAAGAUGAUUCCAAAGAUAAUAUGAUGGUUCCGAAGAUGGAUUCAUCAUAUAUAAAAUUGACAGCACAAGGUACCAUGCUUCAUUUUUUUUUUGUUGGAUUUUAGUUGUUUAUGAUGAACUGAAGGAAUAGCAUGAAUAAGAUGGCUAUCUUCUUUUGAAGGUC